Choloepus didactylus (southern two-toed sloth) is the source of this 3519-nucleotide messenger RNA. It is a transcript of the gene ARL4C, whose product is annotated as ADP ribosylation factor like GTPase 4C. Gene Ontology annotation, cellular component: cytoplasm. Gene Ontology annotation, biological process: endocytic recycling; intracellular protein transport. NCBI's taxonomy places the organism in Eukaryota, Metazoa, Chordata, Mammalia, Pilosa, Megalonychidae. The transcript has a single exon. The record is from RefSeq and is a predicted model, not a curated record. Bases 29 to 607 code for a protein of 192 amino acids. Gene Ontology annotation, molecular function: GTPase activity; GTP binding.
GCAGUGGCCGGCGCCGCAGCCAGGAGCCAUGGGCAACAUCUCCUCCAACAUCUCGGCCUUCCAGUCCCUGCACAUCGUCAUGCUGGGCUUGGACUCGGCCGGCAAGACCACGGUGCUCUACCGGCUCAAGUUCAACGAGUUUGUGAACACGGUGCCCACCAUCGGCUUCAACACCGAGAAGAUCAAGCUGAGCAACGGCACGGCCAAGGGCAUCAGCUGCCACUUCUGGGACGUGGGCGGCCAGGAGAAGCUGCGGCCGCUGUGGAAGUCCUACAGCCGCUGCACGGACGGCAUCAUCUACGUGGUGGACUCGGUGGACGUGGACCGGCUGGAGGAGGCCAAGACGGAGCUGCACAAGGUGACCAAGUUCGCCGAGAACCAGGGCACGCCGCUGCUGGUCAUCGCCAACAAGCAGGACCUGCCCAAGUCGCUGCCGGUGGCCGAGAUCGAGAAGCAGCUGGCGCUGCACGAGCUCAUCCCGGCCACCACCUACCACGUCCAGCCGGCGUGCGCCAUCAUCGGCGAGGGCCUCACCGAGGGCAUGGACAAGCUCUAUGAGAUGAUCCUGAAACGCAGGAAGUCUCUCAAGCAGAAGAAGAAGCGGUAAUGCGCCGGGCGGCGUUCGGGGGCGAGGGGGAGCGAGUGAGUCAGGAAUGAAUGAACGGCUGGGUGGAGGAGCGAGAACCCGCGCCCGCGAACAAAGGCAGCGAACCAAAGAGAUGCUUCCAAUUUUUAAAACGGAAUCUCUGCACCCAAAGGCGGGACUAGUGACUUAAUGCGGGUGUGAGGCCCACUUGCCAGCCUGCCCUCGACCUGCCCCCUCCCCAGCUCAGGGGACCUUUUGUCUGGACCCGAGAGCUUCUGAUGGGGUGGGGGAGCCCAGGAAGGAACGGUCGGGGACCGCGGGAGCGGGGAGAGUGGACGGCAGGUCCUGCUUCCUUCUGCCCUCCUGGCCCCAGGUGGAGGGCUCAGAUAUCCGAGAGACAAAAGGGAUUUCUUCCUACUCCAGCAGGGUCGGAAGUUCAGGCUGCCCCGCCCCCACCGGGGGAAUUGCACCUGUGAGUUACCUGAGGCAUGCAGCUCCCAGAACCCUGGGGGCUACCCAUCAGGGGGCAUUUGGCUCUGGGGGGUGCUGGGCGGGAAUAUGUGCCCCUUGCGCACAUAGGCUGCAGGUGUUGGAUAAUUUUAUGUCACAGGGCAGGCCCCUGUUGAGAUUUCGUUGGCUCUGCUCUGGACCCAAAGGAGCUGGCAGCGUGGACUGCCUGGGACUAUGCCACAGCCUGAGGACACCGGGAAGUGGUGCUGGCCUUGGCUGGGAGAUGGCCGCAGAGAUGCCCCUUUCCUGGUGCUUUGUGGUGGCUACAGAAGACCGGUUUUGUGAGACCUCACCUGGAAUCAGACAUCUUCCAGAUGGGUUGGACUCUCUCCAUGUCUAGGUCAUUAUCACACAAAGAGACCAAUAAAAAUUCAAAACAAAACAACACAACUGUUGGAGGUGGUGGCAAAUGAUGCAUUUACUGUUUGCAGGAUUGUUAAAGGUGUUUAAAGGGUAAGUCUCUUGGUGUAAAUGCUGGAUGGGGGGGUUACGUGGCAAUACAGGGAACCCCCCACUGUGCUGUGUAAUCAGCGUAAACACCUAGACCCAUAUGUGUGGAAUUUUAAAUUCCCUUAGCCUACUGGUUGGUUUGUAUGAGCACACCAGCUGUAGAUGUGUGCUGAAUUGCAAGAUGGUUUUUGCAAGGGAUGCCUCUUGUAAUACUAACCGUGUGGUGAUGGGUUUUCAGACGCGAUUUAAAAAAAAAAACUUUUACAAAUGAAUAUUUACCUUAGAAAUUUUCAACUUAGGAAAAAAAGACUUUGUCCUGCCCUUUUAUGUCCCUUUACACUGCAAGUAGCGACAUGUUCAGAUUUCUGAUUUGGUUCAUUGUGGCAUAUCUGGUUUAAGUAUUUCAUUAAAAAUGUCUCCUUUGAGUAUUUGAUGUCAUGCACCAAAAAAUGAAACCCCACCUUGUUGCAAAAGCUGACCUCGUUGCAUGGAUUUAAAAGCGAAGGAAAAGCACAAGGAUGAGGUCCUUUCUGAUCCAUUCUUGUGUAACCUGGCCUGUGGGAGCCCCGCAGCACUUUAGCCAAAUGCAAACAACCAUUGCUUGAGAUUAAAGAAAGCUUGUGACGUCAUGGUCACCAGGACCCGGGUACUUAACAGUUUACUUGAAAGAGGCUUAGGUAAAAGAAAAAUAAAUGCAUAUUUUUAAUAAUGUAAUUUUAAAAAUCCUUUAAAAUCAGGACCGAGUCUUGGUUUGCAGAGGCUAUCCUUUACCGUGAAACACAGUAUCAAAAGGGAAAUUUAACCGUAUUCUUUGAUUUUUAUUUCCUGUUUGAAUCCAUGGUUACUGGUAGAAUCAUGGGGUUCCCCCUUCCCCCACUGUUAUAUAUUUCCUACAAAGCAGGCCUAUAGAAAUUGAACAUGACCAUGACUGAGAUAUGAAUUAGUCCAUUGCAAGUCCAUACCUAUUGUCCUUUGCACGCCGCAAGUUAAUUUAAGAACCAGAGGUAGAUGUUCUGGCUUCCUGCUCAAAAUCCCAUUCUUAUAUGAAAUAUUUUUUAAAAAGAAACCCAGUAGCCCAUGUUCCUCAUAUCCUUUGUCGGUGUAUUUGGUACCCCUCCAACUCUGGUCUUUUGUAGAAACUCAGUAGAGAAAUACAGCUAAGCAGUGUUGAAAAGCCUGCACGGUUUCAGUUUACAUAUCGACAGCAUCUUCACUGAUUUCUAAAUGGGCUGGCCCCAUCAUCUGAGGAUUCUGUAUAGAAUAAAAUAAAAUCCACCUUCCUUUAUUUUCUUCACAUGCAACAACUUCUUAAGCACUUUGACAUUUUGGUAGUUCCACACUAUUGAGAGAAUAAUAUAUUUAUUUUGUGACAUUGCAGAUGCCAAAUACUGUAACCUCCUCGUGCUGACGAUUCUUAGGUUCCAGAUCACUGUUCAGAUCCUGUCAUGCUUUAAAAACAAUGCAAAAUGAUAGUGUUUUUUGCAUUAUCAACACUUAAGGGUACAGUCAACUGUUAGUAAUUGUGCAGUAAAGCCUUGUGUUAUAUCAACUAAUAGUCCAGAGUUUCAGUUGAUUUCUGUAAUGUUUGACCUAAUAAUAGCCCAUUUCUGAUGAAAUAGGAAGUACAUAAGCUCACCUGGGACUGGUCACCGCCCCCCCCAUCUGUGAUUUAUUAUUAUGCCUUCCGCCUUUUGGAGAAUGAAUGGGUUUCACAUGGAGGAAAUUGGCCUUGCCAGGUGAGCCUUGGCAAUGUUUUUUGAUCGACACAAGGAGGCCAGUUUCGUUGCAGAAUGAGUUCAUUCAUUCAAUGCUCUUCCCCAUUUCCCUGGAAUGGUGUUGGGGCUGUGUCUCCUGGUUUCAUUUUCUGUUUCCACAGUUGUAAUUCUCUGUCCUGAUCAUCCUCUUCUGUUUCCAUUCCCUUUUAUAAUGCAUACAUGAUGCUGUGAACAGAAAUAAAUUAUUUAUACAAGCAA